AUGUCUCGCUCCCGUUUUUACUGGGAUUACUACCUUCUCCGACCUCGCACCCAGGAGCGCGUCGCCUCACCCAGGACAGACCUUCGGGAAACAUUUGCUGAACUGACUUCAUCACGGUCCAUUUCGUUCCCGGCAGCCCGAGCCGUGUCACCUAUUCCCCCCUGGCCCUUAAUUCCAAAAAGCGGGGACGGGAACCCCAAAUUCCACUUUCCGACUAACUGUGAAGUUGGCAUCCAGCCGGCUGCGCGCAUUCCAAGUUCUGUGCCAGGACCUGCCACCGAGAAACGGGCCGCUGAAAAGCCCACGGCCCCCACAUCCGUGCGAGUAAAUCCCAUCCAGCAGCACCGUCACGCGCGGCACACGCGGGGGGCCCCCGGCGCGACCUCCCGGCGGGCGGGGGCGGCGGCGGCACCGACGCGGCCUGGGCCCUCCCGAGCCCGCGCGCCCUCCGGCCCCUGGACCACAGCCCGAGCCCGAGCCCGAGCCCGAGGAGCGGCCGAGCGGGCCGGGCGGCGGGCUGUGAGCCGCGCAGGCCCCGCGCCGCCGCCCCAGGCCUUCGCCAAGCCCCGGCCUCUCGCCGGCGGGGCUGCGGGCAACAAAGGCGGAGGCCCGGCCCGGCGCGCCGCGGACGGGGAGGCCGAGGGGUCGGACCGGCGCUCGGCGGAAGCAGGCCUCGGCCCUCCCCCGCCCGGCUCCCCGCCCGGCCCGGCUUCCCGGACGCCGCGUCCCCGCCGGCCGCCCCCCUGCCUCCCCGCCCGCGGACCCGCCGCGGCGGCCCGGGCCUCGCGCCGCCCGGACCCUCGGCUGCAGGCGCGCCGGGCGGCCUCCCCAGCCCCGCGCGCGCCGGAUCCGCCCCCGCCGCCCCGAGGGGAGCAGCAGCCCCCGCGGCCAGUUUCCCGGGUUACGGAGGAGAGGGCGCCGACGGCAAAGCCCGGACCCAGCCCCCGACUCGGCUCCGCAGACGCUCACCCGGCGGCGGCCCGCUCCGCUUCCUCGCCCAGCGCCGGCGCGACUGCCGCGCUCGUCCCUCCUCUCCCGCAACUCCUCCCUCCUCCGCCUUCCUCCUCCUCCUCCUCCUCCUCCUCCUCCAGGAGGGGCGCGCGGCGGCGCCUGGGCCCGAGCGCCGAGCCCGAGCGGAGGAGCCGAGCGGGCCGGCCCGCGCCCUCUCCUCGGCCCGCGGCGCAGGCGGGCGUCCCGGCGCGGGGGGCGGGCCGGGCGGGGGGCGUCCGGGGGCGGGGGGCGGGGACGCGCGGGGUCGCCGGCGUCCCGGAAGGGGGAGCCGGGGCGCGCGGAGGGCGCCGGGGGCUCGGGCGCGUCGGGGGACGCGAGGGGCGGAGAGGCGCGCGCGGGGCGUCUGAGGGCCGGGGGCGCGCGGGGUCUGGGCGCGUGCGGGAGUAG
Mustela erminea (ermine) is the source of this 1398-nucleotide messenger RNA. Its product is annotated as translation initiation factor IF-2-like. Lineage: Eukaryota; Metazoa; Chordata; Mammalia; Carnivora; Mustelidae. The transcript is spliced from 2 exons. Bases 1 to 1398 code for a protein of 465 amino acids. The record is from RefSeq and is a predicted model, not a curated record.